GAAGAGCUCACAAUGGCAUCUGUUUGUCUAAGUCCUGGUGUCGUGUGGAUGAACAGCAGCCGGUUAGGAUGAGAGGCGGUUGGUGGAUGCCUGUGUGGGGAGGAGGAAACAAGUGUGGCGCCUGUGGGAGGACCGUGUACCACGCGGAAGAGGUGCAGUGUGAUGGGCGAAGCUUCCACCGCUGCUGCUUUCUGUGCAUGGUUUGCAGGAAAAAUCUAGAUAGUACCACCGUGGCAAUUCAUGAUGAAGAGAUCUACUGCAAAUCCUGCUAUGGGAAGAAGUAUGGGCCAAAAGGCUAUGGCUACGGGCAGGGGGCUGGCACUCUCAACAUGGAUCAUGGCGAGAGGCUGGGCAUCAAGCCAGAGAGUGUUCAGCCUCACAGUCCUACAACAAAUCCAAACCCCUCUAAAUUCGCUCAGAAAUACGGAGGUGCUGAGAAGUGUUCCAGAUGUGGGGAUUCUGUGUAUGCUGCUGAGAAGAUCAUCGGGGCCGGGAAGCCCUGGCAUAAAAACUGUUUCCGAUGUGCCAAGUGUGGUAAGAGUCUUGACUCCACAACUUUGACUGAGAAGGAUGGUGAAAUUUACUGCAAAGGAUGCUAUGCAAAGAACUUUGGGCCCAAAGGAUUUGGCUACGGCCAAGGAGCAGGGGCCCUCGUUCAUGCGCAGUAAAGGUGUAAACCCCAGUACCGGGCAUCACACACUGAGACUAUAAUGUAGGCACAGAUAAUCUCUCAAACUCUCUUAACACUAAACUACUGUGAAAUGCCGCCAGCAUUGAAGUACUGUAUGAUACUCUACUUAGACAGACUGGCUAACUUGUAAGAAGAUAGCAUUGCAUCCUUUUUGCUUUUGAAGAACUAUUUCCAGUUUGUCUUUUUCAGAGAGGCUGAGAGGUUUAAUUUUUUACAAACCACAGCUGGUGCAUACUAGGCCUGCCCUUCUUUGGCCACCAAGUCUCUGCUGACAACAACUUCUCACAGAUCACUUCAGGAUGAGGUCCUCAGAGAACCCUUCCCCACGGGGAGAGUAUCUCAUCCUAGGUGCCCACAAAACUGCCUGUAGAGAAUUCUGCAAUUGUUAUUACCCUGUGCCCUCAUUUCUAUGCAUGGUGGCCCAAAGAGACUGCAUUUCCCUGGCCAAAGCCACUGAUGUCCAGCAGUGCGCAGGUGCUCCUGGAAUCAGGUGGUAGCUUGGGCUACACAGUCUCUGUUGGGGCCUCUUCAAGGUUCCCAGUCCUCAUGGCAUCUUUUACAGUUUAAAUAAAACUGAGCUUUGUUAAGGUG
This is a messenger RNA of Echinops telfairi (small Madagascar hedgehog), 1282 nucleotides long. It is a transcript of the gene CSRP2, whose product is annotated as cysteine and glycine rich protein 2. The record is from RefSeq and is a predicted model, not a curated record. Gene Ontology annotation, cellular component: cytoplasm; nucleus; Z disc. Bases 69 to 668 code for a protein of 199 amino acids. Gene Ontology annotation, biological process: muscle tissue development; sarcomere organization. Gene Ontology annotation, molecular function: actinin binding; structural constituent of muscle. The transcript has 6 exons. NCBI's taxonomy places the organism in Eukaryota, Metazoa, Chordata, Mammalia, Afrosoricida, Tenrecidae.